GCCCAACCAGGUGCCUGCUGCUGGCCUGGAGCAUUCCAGCCUGGAUAGACCACCAUGGUGGGCACCACACUCCUGCUUCUGGCCCUGCUCCCUGGGACCGCCACUGUGCUCAAUGAACCACUUGCACUCCCGUUCCCUGGGGCACCUGGCCCCUGGCUGCGCAGACCCCUUUUCAGUCUGGAUUUAUCAGACACUGAGGAUUCAUUCCCUCGCCGCACUGGACCACUGGAGGUUCCAGCCGACAGCCAUGUGUUUGUGCAGGUGCGGGCGCCUGAAACACCGAGGGUGGGUGGGGUUAAAUGGGGACCGGUCGACCUUGAUGGCGCGUUGGUCCCUCAGGCGGCUCUGGCCCGUCCUUCACCGAAAUGGGGCCUGGCCCUGCACCGCUGCUCCCUAACGCCUUCCUCACGCCCGGCCCUGGGGCCUGCUCUGGUGCUUCUACGUGGGGGCUGCCCCGCCGACGCCUCUGUCAGCUUCUCACCACCUCCACACCCGGAUGCUGCUCGCUCCGCACGCUUCAGCUUCCGCCUGCGCCCGGUUUUCAACGCCUCAGUGCAGUUCUUGCACUGCCAGAUAAGCCGUUGCCGUCGCAGCCAGCGCCACCGGGCUGUCCGCCAGACACCGACGCCUCUGACCCCGCCGGCGCCUUCGCAGUGUCUGCCUCAGGAUGAGGCAUGCGCGGGCAGCGGUGAGAGCCUUGGUACCGACAGCCCGCUCCUGCACACUCUGACGCAGCCCAUCGUGGUCACAGUACCUCGUCCGCCCCCUAGGCCGUCCAAGAGCAUCCCAGGCAGGGCCCUGCGCCCCGAGCCAUCGGCUCCAGCCGCUGCAGCCUUGGAGCCGGCACCAGUGGUGGCGUUGGUGUUGGCGGCAUUCGUGCUGGGUGCUGCACUAGCUGCAGGGCUCGGUCUCGUCUGCGCACAUUCAGGUACCGACUUCUGUCCCGCCAGAACCCCACACCUAUUUCCACACGUCCAGACAGCCUACUGCCCCAUACACCCCUCCUCCCCCAAAACAUCCUGCGCGCCCUAAAACGCCGAACUUCUCUCUCGGAUCUGGCCCUCAGGGCUAGUACACCUGCUGCAGCUCCCACCAGGGGGCGCGCUUACCCUGGCACAACGCACAGGCAACCCCUAUUUUAGCCCGCUUCUUCUUUCAGCACCUCCAGCCCCAGGCCAGCCUCUUAGAGCUUCGCCCAGCGGCCCUCAGCUCCAGAGGCCCUCAUAGGCAGGUAAGCACAGAGUGCGAAGAUCUGAAGCAAGAGCUAGAAGGUGAUGGUAAGGGUCCUUCACGGACCUAACUCACUGGGCUCCAAAUAGUUUGAAUAUUCAUUUAGUCUUUUGAACAACCUUCAGGCGGCUACUUUUACCUUUUCCAUCAGAGAUUUUCUUAAAAAAAAAAAAAAAAAAAACGGCACUUUUUGUGAGGUUAAGUAACUUGUCAAGGUGGAGCUGGAAGUUGAAUGUGGGGCAUGGGGUUACCAGCAGUGAAGAAAGGAGGUCUUUAAGACUUGAACAGGCACUAGGUAAGAGUUAGGGAUAAGACUCAGUUCCUAGUCUCCCACCUGUGCAGAGACUGAUGGAGGGAGCCAAUGUCUGCUGGGAAAAUGUUGUGACCCGAGAGGUGAUCUCCCAUGCUGAGCCUCUGCCUCCUCUAGAGAUGCUACAACCCAGUGAAGUCCUCCGAUGCAUCCAGUCAUGGAUUCAGAACCUUUUGGAAGGACUUCUGCACGUCUCUCCUCCAUCACCCCCUUCUCGUCUUUACUCCCCUGGUUCAAAAUAAACUGCUGACCUGCCUGCUAA
Messenger RNA from Arvicola amphibius (Eurasian water vole), 1802 nucleotides. RefSeq names its product transforming growth factor beta receptor 3 like (gene Tgfbr3l). The record is from RefSeq and is a predicted model, not a curated record. The coding region runs from base 55 to 1032 and encodes 325 amino acids. Lineage: Eukaryota; Metazoa; Chordata; Mammalia; Rodentia; Cricetidae. The transcript is spliced from 4 exons.